AAAAUAAAAAUUUGAGGAAAUCCCAAGCUUCGAAUUGUUCACCCAUUCAAUUCAUCUGAACAUCCGUCCCGAGUUUUAAUUGACCCCAUAGCUGAUAAAAUUAUUUUCCUUUUUAAAGCUUGCGCAUCCAUCGUGAAGCAACGUAAAAAUCGCGUUACAGCAAAGGGUACUUUCUUUCUCUUACCGUAAAGAUAUAUAAAAACCCCUCUUUGGAAAAAAAAAAAAAGCUAACCAUAAUUGUGAACAAAAUGUCAAACGUCAGCAACGCCCUCAUUUGGGAACUAACCAAAAAGAACAACUGCUUUUUAAAAAAAAACAAAAGUGGAAGAAAGGGAAAUUUCCUAUGCGACUCGUACAAUAUUAGCUGCAAAAAUACGCCCUCAAGCAGUGGACUCGUGAAACAAAAUGGCGUAAAUCUCCGAUUGCAGAAGGGGAAAGUUGUGUUGUGCGUCAAAUCCACGGACGAAAACACCACCACGAACAAGGUAUACAGAACGAAGAACAAGGAAACGGCCAUGAAGCUGAUCGAUGAACAUACAAAACUUGUAAAUAGCAAAAAGAAGAAGCAGCUAAUUAAGAAGUAUAACCGUAUGUCCAAAUUGUACAAUUGCAACAACAAGGGGAAUAAAUAAACCAAUUAACAUGUGUGAGCAGAAAGAGGGCAGGAAAAUCUCCUAACGCUUUGUACGACGUGUCCCUGCGAUUUUUUUGCUUAUUGGCCCCACCGCCAACACGUGUGCGUACAAUUUAUAUGGAAAUGUGAAAAG
Molecule: messenger RNA, 767 nt
Organism: Plasmodium cynomolgi strain B
Lineage: Eukaryota; Apicomplexa; Aconoidasida; Haemosporida; Plasmodiidae
Product: 60S ribosomal protein L28
Exons: 3
Coding region: 249-632 (127 amino acids)
Source: RefSeq, a predicted model, not a curated record